UAUUUUCUUUAAUGUGUGUGUUACGAGGAAUACGAAAAAAUCUGAAAAACUGAAACUCAAUUGUCUAGAUGAAAGAAAACAAUAAACAGGAAUAAUCAAAAACCACCGAGGAUAUUCCAAUGAUUUGAAUCAACUAGUGAGAUGUCUCGUUAUAUUAAAAACGACAUCACAAUAGCGAUUAUUUACGAGAAUGGAGGCGUUGGUUGUCAAUGGAAGAAUUUCAUGGAAGAAAUGUUCACAGUGGAUCUGCCUGAACAAUGCAGAGACCUUGGAUUGGACAUUAAAACAGUGAGCGUCGAUAGUUUGGAUGAUGAUGAUAUUUCCAACAUUGAUUGUUGCGCAUGGAAGUUGUUCUUAUUCUCAUAUGAUAUGAUGAAGUGUCUUGCUGAUAAUGAGUCGAGGUUAUCACAGAGCAACCUCCUCAAUACAAGAUCAGACCGGAACAUCAUUUUAAUACUGGGAGAUGAAAACGAUCUCGAGUUUGUGGGAGAAGUGAAGAGAUCAUUAUGCAUAUACCCUGAAUUCACAUUGUUCCACCUUGUACGCGCCACAAACCCCGGGAAAAUAUUCACAGAUAUUAUGGAGGUUGUUUCGCCGAUAUGUGUCGUGUUUCAUCCUAAUAUACUUUCAUGCGAGGACCUGGACCAACACAUCACCCUCAUAGCAAACAAACCUUACCCUUCGUCAACCAACAUAAAGUUUAUGGUUGAGUUUAAAGGUGGGAGUAAUGUUGAGGAACACCAGGCAUCAUUGUUCAACCCGUGCACCUUGCUGCUCAAGAACCCAGGUUGCAGCCCCGGAAUGAUGGAUGUCACAUUAUACACGGUGGACAACGAUAAUGACACAAAAAAGACCAAGAUAGGAGAGAACAUGAAUGUCUGGUUCCAGUCAGACUUGGAUAAAAUCCAUUCAGCUUUGGAGAGAAAUUCCAACCCGUUUGCUUUCCUUUGCCAAGCCUUGAAUAUUAAUGUUAACAACAAUAAGGAGGCUUCAGAUGCUGUUGAUAACCCGUACGAGCGCACUUUAAACCCUCCCCCAGGGUAUGUACCGAUGAAGUCAUUAUUCCAACCAACGGUACCAGUAGACUACGACCAACCGUUCAUAAUCCCGAUACCGAUUAUUGAAGAUUCUCCAACUUACGACUCAAUGCUCAAACAAAUGCUCGAAUCGCACGAAUGCGAGGAGGAUAUUUACAUGUCUAUAAUGACGCAACCGCCUUUGUCAGAAGCUCCCAUUGUUCCUCCUCGAGAUACGAGGAGGUCUAUGGAGGAGGAGGAGAGAGUGGGAGCAGGAGGAGCGGGAGCAUUAGUAGGAGGAGUGGGAGGAGUAGGAGCAGGAGCAGGAGGAGCAGAAAGAGUUACAUACGGGACUUUGUCGAUUCCGAAGAUUCAUUCAUUAUUAAGCCCGGCACAGCAAGAACUUAUCCAACUUCAACAAAAAGUGAAAAAUAAUGAACUUACAACGAACCAAGCGGUAUUAAGGUUUAAGGAAUGGGAACGCAAACACAAGGAACAAGCCGCAUCGUUCCAGUUUCAACAAGAAUGUUUACAACGCGUUCGAUUGAGUUUGAUUAAAAGUAGGGAAGAAAAGCGAAGCAAAGGUGUAAGCGAUGUUGUUGAAAUAUCGGGUCCCAUAGUGGCCGGGUCGUCAACUUAUGAUCUUGUGUUGCGGAAAACUAACGAUGGAGAUCCAAGUGAAGUUAUCUAUGGGAGUACUACGGUAAAAAAAGAAACUAAGGAAAAACCUCCAGAACCUGCACCUCGUGUCAUUCGACCGACAGCCAACUUUGGUUCCUCCCAUAUUGAAAGUUUCAACUCAAUGGUGAGUGCAUACCUCAUGCUCGCUGUCGAGUUAUAAUAUGGGUGUCUUCUU
This is a messenger RNA of Ciona intestinalis (vase tunicate), 1872 nucleotides long. The record is from RefSeq and is a predicted model, not a curated record. NCBI's taxonomy places the organism in Eukaryota, Metazoa, Chordata, Ascidiacea, Phlebobranchia, Cionidae.